CAUAACUUUGCAGCUUCAUUAAAACCCCACAGUGACGUAAAAGCCAACUCCGCUGUAUUCAUGACAACUGGUACAAAGCGUGAACAGAAAUCUGCCACAGAACAAAAUAUCCAGUUUUCGUGCACUUGAACAUCUUCUCUUCCUGCGCUCUUCACUGUUACAGUUUCAAACAAUGUGUUUUUAUGUAUUUGUGCGUGGAGGUGUUUGGUGACGAUCAUUGGAAGUGUUUGGUAACUUUUAAGGUGUUUUUUUUUUUGUUUGUUUGUUUUUUGGAAAACAAAAAAGGCAAAAUUGCGUGGAUGCUGUUCUUUUAAAGCUCUGCCUGACGUAAACAUGGAAUACUUUAGCACCACAAAGUCUUGUAUGGGCACUUGGACUGCUUCGUUAGUUAUUUACAUUGUUUGUGGAAUUCUGACAGCGGGUAUUGCAGAGAAAGCAGAUGAACCAGCUCUUUUGCAGGACACCUCCCAUGCACCUUAUAUCGGGCCACACCACACUACUGAUGCCAGUCAACUGGCUGCAACCAUCGAGCCAUUAAUGGUGCCCAGAAAGGUCCCAAAAGUUCGCCUUAAUCAAGAGGAUAUCGAAAGACUAAAAUUUAAGCCCACUGUGGGAAGCAUCCAUCUCUCCGAGGGGAUGGAAGUAAACUUUAAUUGUUCCAUCGAUCUCCAUGAUGUUUCCUUGGAUCUUUACAUCCAGUGGUGGAAGGAUGGACAAGAACUGGUCGUCAGCCAGCAAACCAGGUUAAAUUACUUGCAAGCGACGGACAAAGGGGUGUCGACCACACUGUCAACCUUAAGCAUUAAGAACGUCCAGCGUUCCGAUGGUGGGGAAUACCGAUGCAGGCUGAGCGUCAGCAAUACACUUAUAGAGUCCGAUCCUAUCCUGAUCCAAGUCCAAGGGCUCCCAGCAUUUAUCAAGGAACCAGAGUCCCUGAAUGUCACCAGGAACACCCCCUUUAACCUCACUUGCGAGGCCGUGGGUCCUCCUGAGCCAGUAACGAUCAUCUGGCUUCGCAACAACGUGAGGAUCGAGCACAAUAUCUCUACAUCUCUCUCAUACCUGCCAGUGGAAGGUAUAAACAAGCCUGUGAAGUAUAGUUGUGAAGCCCAUAAUAACAAGGGAGUCUCCACAUCCAAUGAAGCUCACAUUAAUAUUAAAGAGGCUCCAUCCCCACUGGUUGAGCUGUACAUUACUAACCGAUCAGCUCACAGCAUAUCUCUGAUGUGGAUUCCCGGGCAUGAUGGUUUCUCUCCUCUCAGAGUCUGCCAGAUUUCUGUAAUACAGACUGCCAUGGGCAAAGCCAACAAUGCCAGUUCCCUUAGGCGUUUCAACGUCACAGUGCCACCUUAUCAAAAUGAGAUCACUCUGCUGAAAGCUAUGACAUCAUACAACAUAAGCAUAUCCUGUAUGAAUGAAAUUGGAUGGUCUGGGCCCAGCUACUGGAUACAAACUAAUACCACUGAAGGAGUCCCUUCUGCAGCCCCGGGGAGUGUUUCAGUUGCUCUUAACGGGUCCAGUCUGGUAGUGAAAUGGGAGAGCCCUGCAGAGGAGCAGAUGAAUGGCGUUCUGAGUGAAUAUGAAGUGCUUAUCGGUGAGGAGGGACGUGACCACCAUAUGAUCUUCAAGGAACUUGAGAACAUAGCUCGAAUCCCCUUACACAAGUUACAGGCUUCCAACGUGACCUACAGAGUUCAAGUGGCAGCCGUCACCAAAGCUGGAAGAGGUCUUCUGAGUAAAGCAGUAGGGGUGUUUGUACCUGGAACUGGUAUAAUAUUUGCUCCGUCCUCUACCCCUGUGACCCGAAGCCCGGAUUCUUUCUACAUUGUCUUGGGGACCUUGUGCUUCGUCAUUGUAAUGACACUGCUCGUGUGCAUAUUUGUGACAGUCAGGAAAAGAGUAAUGGAGACCCGGUUUGGGCAUGCUUUCAGUGGGGGUGAGGAAAUGCUACCUACUGUACAGUACAGAGCCAAUAACACCUUCAACAGGAAACCGAUUGAAGUUACAUUAAGCAAUUUGGGAAUAAGUAAAGGCCUGCAGACCAAACUACUCGAUGUAAUGACUGACAAGAAGUUGCUUUCGAUUGGCAAAAUACUUGGAGAAGGAGAGUUUGGUUCAGUGAUGGAAGGCCACCUGAAGCAGGCAGAUGGAAGCAGUCAGAAAGUUGCAGUGAAAACCAUGAAAUUGGAUAACUUCUCUCAGAGAGAGAUUGAAGAAUUCCUUAGUGAAGCAGCAUGCAUGAAGGACUUCUGUCACCCCAACGUCAUCAAACUUCUAGGUGUGUGCUUAGAAAUUAGUUCCAGGGAGAAUUUCCCCAAGCCCAUGGUAAUUUUGCCAUUUAUGAAAUAUGGAGAUCUGCAUAGCUUUCUGCUUCACUCCAGACUCAAUGAAAGCCCACAAUUCUUGCCACUGCAGACCCUGUUGAGGUUUAUGAUAGACAUUGCAUUGGGAAUGGAAUACCUCAGCAGCAAGAAUUUCCUUCACCGGGAUUUAGCAGCGAGGAACUGCAUGCUACGCAAUGAUAUGACUGUCUGUGUAGCAGACUUUGGAUUAUCAAAGAAGAUUUACAGUGGAGAUUAUUACAGACAAGGAAGGAUAGCAAAGAUGCCUGUCAAAUGGAUUGCCAUCGAGAGUCUGGCAGACCGAGUCUUCACUACCAAGAGUGACGUGUGGGCUUUUGGCAUUACAAUGUGGGAAAUAGCUACACGAGGCAUGACUCCUUAUCCAGGUGUUCAAAAUCACGAAAUCUACGACUACCUCCUUCAAGGGCACCGGCUAAAACAGCCUGCAGAUUGCCUGGAUGAGCUGUAUGAUAUUAUGUACUACUGCUGGAGAAGCGAUCCUGCAGACCGGCCUGGAUUCCUGGAGGUCAGGAUGCGACUCGAGAAGCUGGCAGAGAGGUUACCCGAGGUGUCCAGCAAGGAGGACAUCAUCUACAUCAACACCAGCCUGCCCGAGGAGAGCGAGGGGCUGGAACACUGGACAGAUGUGGACACAGACUCCCAACACAUUCUGGAGCCCUGCUCACAGGCAGCUGGGGCAGACAGGUCUAUCGUGACGGUAGAAAUCCACAAAUCCACAGACAGAGAUGAAAGCUACGUUUUUGUUAUUGGAUCUGAGGAGCCGGCUAUCUUUUCAGGAGAUGCGAAAAUGCCGUUACUGCUUAACGGGGACUCCCAGCAUACCAGCAAUGGAAUAGCCUGUGAUAUACCAUAUGCAGACCAGUCUUCAGAGGAUUCUGUUAUCAUGCUAUAAGGAAAACUGGAGUGUCUUUGAUGCAUGUAAACAUGCCUUGACUUGGACAUGUUAUUCUAUGACUGACUGCAUUUGUUGCUGUGUUUUUUUUUUGUUUGUUCAUUAACUGCUGUAUUGUGAUGUCGGUAGAUGUGACCUGCCCUCACUUUUGGUAAACCAACAGGUGUUAUUAAUAUGUCCUGUUGAAAUGCUGCAUAAUCCUGCCUGGGGAUUGUUCAUAGCUAAGAUUCCUAGGUUUCCUGUUUUUUUAUUUAUUUUUUUAACUGUUUACACCAGGCAUUGGAAAGCACUAGUCUUAUCUCACCUUGACUGUGUCUGCUUUCAGAAUAUUCAGGAGCAAUCAAACAAUUCAGAGACAGUCAGUAUACACUAUACAUAUAUCUUAAUUUCCCUUACUUGUUUGGAACAGUGUAUUACUGUAGAUGUAUACAGUAUUUGAUUUCAUGGAGGUAUAUUUUUAAGGACCUCCCCAGUAUAAACAUAUUUUAAAAAGUAUUUGUUAUGUCAUGUAUUCAUAUCUGGAGGUAUAUAUUAAUUUUAAAGAACUGUUCUUACCUAUAAACGGCCAGAGAGAGUGGCAAUAUUUUACAAUCCCCCACUGAGUUGUGGUACAGUACAUCUACAGUACAACUCCUUGCAAACACAUCAUACUGAUUUCCACUUCUGAAAAACAAUAAACUUUCAAUUGAGAUUCAUGUCAAAAAAACAGUUAUACUAAACUAAACCAUGACUUUUGUUUAAUUCGCUUUUUGAAGCAUUUUUCUAUUAUUAUGAAAUUAUUUAAAUGAAGGAUACUAAUAACAAUGUAUGUAUUCAAAUGUACCACGUCUAGCGAUAUAUAUAUAUAUAUAUAUAUGGAUGGUAUGUAUCAAAUUGUCUUUGUAUAAUACAUACAUAUAGAGAAUUUAAAAACAGCAAACUGCUCUAUAUCCAAGAAGAAUCAGAAUCUAACAGAAUACUCACAGAUUACUAUAAAUUAAUUUUAAAAAUAUUGAUAAACUGAUAACUCACAAUUAUUAAAAUACUAAGUUAUCAGUUCAUCAAUUACUUUUCUUUUUUCAUUAUGCUGUAAAAUACUGUAUACUUUAUAUCAGUUUGUAAAUACAAAGGGGCAUAUAUUCUCUAGCUAACGUUUUCAUGGACCCAAAUUGUAAAGUACAGAAAUGUGAAGUAGAAGCUGAACAUCACAUCAGCAGUGAUAUAUUGUAAUCUUGGGAUUCUGUAGUUCUAGAAUCCUUCCAUGGUGUUUGUCAGUGACACCGCUAACGGGGUGGGGUGGGGGGUGCUGGAUAUGCUUGACACAGUAUUUGCUGAGCUAUUGAGCUGUCAAUCUUGUCCAAAGGAUGAGUGUCAGAUCUCACACUGUUUCUCCUUUUGAGAGAAUGUUCAUUCCAAGGCUACAAUGCUACAGUGAAGAGCUAUAGACAUCUGCCAAAUUUGUAUUUUCUAUAAAGGGUAUAUUGUCAAUCACCUGUUUUCAAGAAAUGUCAUUUUUCAAGUCAAUAAUACAUCCAUGGGAAUGCAGCUCAUGGGUCAUACUGUAUCGUGCUUCAAAAUAUAUCCCUGCCCCCCCCCCCCCCGAGGCAUAAAAUACUACAAAGAAUCAGAAUAUGUAGUUUAAUUUGUAUAUUAUUGUACAUUUAAUACAGUCAAUAUAUUGGUCUCAUUGACACAUUGACUAAGAAUAUGUAAAAUAAGUGUAAUUCUAUUUUUUCUGAGAGAAUGGAUAUCCAUUUAUUUUUUACUAAAUGUUUUCCUUGAUGUUAUAUGUUUAUUAAAGCUUGUACUAUUUGUGAGGUGCAAUUA
Messenger RNA from Acipenser ruthenus (sterlet), 5061 nucleotides. RefSeq names its product tyrosine-protein kinase Mer. NCBI's taxonomy places the organism in Eukaryota, Metazoa, Chordata, Actinopteri, Acipenseriformes, Acipenseridae. The record is from RefSeq and is a predicted model, not a curated record. Gene Ontology annotation, molecular function: protein binding; ATP binding; transmembrane receptor protein tyrosine kinase activity. Gene Ontology annotation, cellular component: signaling receptor complex. Gene Ontology annotation, biological process: phagocytosis; cell surface receptor protein tyrosine kinase signaling pathway; nervous system development. The transcript has 19 exons. Bases 334 to 3255 code for a protein of 973 amino acids.